Drosophila yakuba is the source of this 996-nucleotide messenger RNA. RefSeq lists its product as uncharacterized. The coding region runs from base 1 to 996 and encodes 331 amino acids. The transcript has 3 exons. NCBI's taxonomy places the organism in Eukaryota, Metazoa, Arthropoda, Insecta, Diptera, Drosophilidae. The record is from RefSeq and is a predicted model, not a curated record.
AUGCGUAGGGCGACCGAGAAGACGCAGUUCACAGGGGCCGAUCAGAGGACAUGGGACGAGAAUUGGCCGGAGUUGCAGCUGGCGGUAAACACGAGGGUUCGCGGAGACCACCGGACACUCGCCGGCAUUUAUAACGCAGGGAAGAGAACCGGCAGGUGUACACAGACGCCCGCAGAAAACGCGGAAAAACUGAAGGAGAUCUUCGAACUGGUGCGGAGAAAUAUGGAAAAGGCAGCGAGGGUCAGGAGCGCCACUACAAUCUCCGAAGAAGGCCGUGGAAACACAAGGUGGGAGAAACAGUAUGGGCCGAAGAGCACCACCUGUCGAAAGCAGUCGAGGGCCUCGCGGCGAAACUGGAACCAAGGCUCGACGGGCCUGAAGAAGGGGGAAGACGCAACCGCAACCGCCAUUGCUGAAGCCACCGUUGCCGCCGACACCACCGCCGCCAUCGCAGCCACCAACACCACCGACGCCGUAGCAACAGCCACAGCCGACGCCGUAGCCGCCGAAGCCGGAGCCACAACAACAAGGGUUGCCGCAGCCACAGCCGUCGUUGCCGCCCACGUCGCCGCCGACGCAGCCGCAUCCCCCACCACCGCCAGCACCGCCGACGCAGCCGCAUCCACCACCACGCGCACCGACACCGCAGCCAGCACCACCCACGCCGCCGCCUGCAGACGCUGCGCACGAUCGGCAUGGGCGGCCGCCGGUGGCUCCAGCAGACCGGGUGGUAGAGGAGGCAGAGACCCAGGCAGGCAGAAGGCAUUAGGACCGCUGGGCCAAACUGUUCAUGCUGAACGGCCAGCGGUUCCGCCUGAAGUAUCGGUGGAGUUGCCAGAGAUGAAAAGCGAAGAGAAGGCGGGAAGUUUGAAUACCAAGCGGGUGACCAUAAGCAGACGGCAACAGAUGCAGGAAGCUGGAGAAGGGCGCGAGGAUCGAGAUGCCGAGCCGAGACGUCGAACAACAGGGUCUACUAGGCUGAGACUGCCGGGCUAA